Gossypium arboreum is the source of this 3110-nucleotide messenger RNA. Its product is annotated as probable methyltransferase PMT8. Bases 887 to 2734 code for a protein of 615 amino acids. Lineage: Eukaryota; Viridiplantae; Streptophyta; Magnoliopsida; Malvales; Malvaceae. The record is from RefSeq and is a predicted model, not a curated record. The transcript has 8 exons. Gene Ontology annotation, molecular function: methyltransferase activity. Gene Ontology annotation, cellular component: endosome; trans-Golgi network; cytoplasm.
AUACAAAUCCAGUCUUGGACAGAUAGAUGCAGAUGCCAUACAUAUAGAUUCCUUCAAAAACGUGUGAAACUCAACACUGUCUUGCACUUUCUCUCUCCCUUUUCUCACUGUGCAUAUGAAAAAGAAGAAGAUUCUUUAAGAUCUAAUAGUUCCUCCCUCUCACUUUGCUUUGGUUUUGGUUCUUCAUUUAAAGAUAGCCCACAGCUAUCUUUUUUCUUUUAUCUCUCAAUUACACUUUGCCCCAGUUCGGUUAUUUUCAUUCAAACCCAGUAAGCUCUUCUUCGUUUUAAGCUUGUUUCUUGUGAAUACAUUUCUGGAUUUUUAUUAACAUUGUGUUUCUUUUCAUAUUUUUGGGAUCUGAAUUGUGGGUUUUGCUUGUUUUUGCGGUGGUUUUAAUGGGUCGGUUUCAGUUUCUUAUCUUUAAUCCAAGAAUGUUAAUGAUAUUGAUUCCUUUGUAAUCCAAGUUUGAUUCUUGAUGGUUGAAUUUGUUCAGUUUUUAUGCUCUCUUUAUUUUUUUUUUGGACUCAGAUCUGUUUAGUUCAUUAAAGUUACUACGUAGCUGUCAUUAAAGAGCAUUAGUUACAUGCUUUUUAGUGUUUUUUUCAUAUCCUUUUCAUUUCAUGGUUGUCAAUCAACUGGUUACAACUGUACGCAGAUAACAUGAUGGUUUGAUGAGUUUUCCAAAGUGUUUGAUUUUGACAAGUUUUUGAAGUGAGUUGUGUUAUUCAUUCAAUUGAAUUGAGCCCCCUGAUGGUAGCGACAAAACAAAUUUAUUUUGAAAACAAAAUUUGAUGUUAGAUUGAGUAGGAUAAGGAGAUUUGUGCUUGUGAAAAUUCAGUGCUCAAGUGAAAACAGUUUGUGAAGAAAUCAUAGUACUAUAAGAAGGAUGAGGGGAAGAUCUGAUGGAGGCCAAAAGAAGAGAUUAAUCACCUCUGUUUGUGCUGUGGCAAUCUUUCUUGGUUUUCUCUAUGUAUAUUAUGGAUCUAUUUUUGGGUCUUCAAGCAAUGGUGCUUCAGCACUAGAAUAUGGCAGCAAAUCUCUGAGAAAAAUUGGAUCAUCUUAUUUGGGUGGAGAUGAUGAAUCUUCAACCAAAUCUGGACUGGAGGAUGGAGAUGUUGUUCCAAAAACGUUCCCUGUUUGUGACGAUCGACAUUCGGAAUUGAUUCCUUGCUUAGACAGAACCAUCAUAUACCAAAUGAGAUUAAAGCUUGACUUGUCGGUAAUGGAGCACUACGAACGUCAUUGCCCCCCUCCUGAAAGGAGAUACAAUUGCUUGAUCCCUCCUCCUCCAGGAUACAAGGUCCCAAUUAAGUGGCCUCAAAGCAGAGAUGAAGUGUGGAAGGCAAAUAUUCCCCAUACUCACCUUGCACAUGAGAAGUCUGACCAGAAUUGGAUGGUGGUAAAAGGUGAAAAGAUAGUAUUUCCGGGGGGAGGCACCCAUUUUCACUAUGGAGCUGACAAGUAUAUUGCUUCGAUUGCAAAUAUGCUCAACUUUUCGCACAACAACUUAAAUAAUGAAGGAAGAGUCCGUACAGUUCUUGAUGUUGGUUGUGGUGUUGCAAGUUUUGGAGCAUAUCUUCUUUCUUCUGACAUUAUAGCAUUGUCAUUAGCACCCAAUGACGUUCAUCAAAACCAAAUCCAAUUUGCCCUGGAAAGAGGAAUUCCUGCAUAUCUUGGUGUUCUAGGGACAAAAAGGCUCCCUUACCCGAGCAGAUCAUUUGAACUUGCUCACUGUUCUCGUUGUAGGAUUGAUUGGCUUCAAAGGGAUGGGAUUCUUCUUCUUGAGCUAGACCGGUUACUUAGACCUGGAGGCUAUUUUGCCUACUCGUCUCCAGAGGCUUAUGCACAAGAUGAAGAGGAUCUCCGGAUAUGGAAAGAGAUGAGUGCCCUUGUGGAACGUAUGUGUUGGAGAAUAGCUGCAAAGAGGAACCAAACUGUCAUUUGGCAAAAGCCUUUGACAAAUGAUUGUUAUAUGGAACGAGCACCUGGUACAAAUCCACCGCUCUGUCGGUCUGAUGAUGAUCCAGAUGCAGUUUGGGGUGUGCCAAUGGAAGCUUGUAUCUCUCCUUAUUCUGACCAUGAUCAGAAAGCCAAGGGAAGUGGUUUGGCUCCUUGGCCAGCGAGAUUGACAUCUCCUCCUCCAAGGCUUGCUGAUUUCGGUUAUUCAAAUGAAAUGUUUGAAAAAGACAUGGAAACUUGGCGCCAGCGGGUAGAGAAUUAUUGGAAUCUCUUUAGUCCAAAGAUUGAGGCCAACACUUUGAGAAAUUUGAUGGACAUGAAAGCAAACAUGGGAUCUUUUGCGGCUUCUCUAAAAGAGAGGAAUGUUUGGGUGAUGAAUGUCAUCCCUGAGGAUGGACCAAACACACUUAAGUUGAUAUAUGACAGAGGCCUCAUUGGCACUACUCAUAACUGGUGUGAAGCCUUUUCCACAUACCCUCGAACCUAUGAUUUACUCCAUGCUUGGACUGUCUUUUCUGAUAUUGAGAAGAAGGGCUGCAGUGCUGAAGAUUUGUUACUCGAGAUGGAUCGCAUUCUCCGUCCCAGGGGUUUCAUAAUCAUUCAGGACAAACAACCAGUUAUAGAUUUCGUAAGGAAGUAUUUAUCAGCUUUGCACUGGGAAGCAGUAGCAACUGCUGAUUCAAGUUCGGAUUCAGAACACGGAGGAGACAACGUCGUGUUUAUUGUCCAAAAGAAAUUGUGGCUCACAAGUGAAAGCAUCCUGAAUUCUGAAUAGAAUAUUUCCGGAUUACAAUUCCCACGUACUCUCAUUAUAUCUUCUUCAGCAGCUCCAAGGUACUAAGAAGCUCUCCUAUUACUAAUCCGGCAAACAAUUUCAUUUUGUGGCAUUAAGCAAUGGUUCAAAUUGUUUUUUCUUUUUUACCCCUUUUUCCUUGUAUUGAAUUACUUUGACAAGCCAUGAAAUGAUCAUCAUCUAUAUAGGCUAUUCUUCAAACAGAUCUCACUUUGAUGCCGUCCAAAGCUUUGCUUCGGCUGAUCAUGGUUACCAAUUACUAUAUUAUUCCGACUCUUCGUUUUACUUGAACAACAUGCGUAUCCCGACAUAAGUAUAAGAAUAUAGUGGAAGAACUUGAUGCUCGAGUUUGAGUAAA